AUGGCUAUCCGUCGCUGGGGAGGCUGGAGGCCCGACAAUUUGGGUCGCGGAUUGGCCAAUACCAUGCGUACCAACUAUCACCUUGGGUUCACGGCAUUUGGUGGCCCACCAGUUCAUUUCAAGAUUUUUCAUGAUAAAUUCGUUCAAAAGCUGCAAUGGAUCGACGAACAGACUUAUCAAGAAUUAUUCAGUGUCUGCCAGGCCACAUCCGGUCCGGGCAGCACCAAGAUGCACUACUGCAUCAACCUGAUCCAUGACGGCUUCCUUUCCGCCCUGCUGGGCUUUCUGAUCUGGAGCUUGCCCGGCGCCCUGGGAAUGUAUGGCCUCUCGAUCGGCGUCUCCAACAUUGGAGAUUCGCUCCCUCGCAUCGCAUACGCUCUGCUCUCCGGUCUAAACGCUUCGACCGUAGGCAUCAUCGCCGUGGCCGCUGUGCAGCUGUCAGAAAAGGCCAUCACCGACAACAUCACCCACAUGCUCGUCUUCCUGGGCGCGGCCGCCGGCAUCAUGUACAAUGCGCUGUGGUACUUUCCUCUUUUGAUAGUCCUGGGCGGCCUCGCAACCGUCAUCCACGACUACCGCUGGCUUCAUGGGCCCAUCAAAGCCGUGGUGGGCGUGUUCAAAAAGCCCCGGAGACACGUGGAGGAGCCCGAGUCCCUGAACCUCCCAGAGGCUCAACGGGUGGAGCAUGACGCCGCCAGCACUGUCGGCCCCUCGGGCACCGCAAGAGAGCGCCAGACGGGGAGCCAGCAGAGACCGGCCAGCGGCGAAUCCCUACCCGUCACUGAAGACGAGCGGCUGCAGACCGAGACGGAGCCAAGGACCGUCCCACAGGACCGCGUGCUCAACUUCUCCUGGGCCUUUGGCCUUGGCAUCAUCAUCGCUUUCCUGCUGACGUUCAUCGUGGUCAUGGUCCUGCGCGGCGUCCUCCCUGACAAACCACUCCUAUUCAGCCUCUUUGGAAACCUGUACCUCGCCGGAACGAUCAUUUUCGGCGGCGGACCCGUCGUUAUUCCACUGCUAAGCGAGUACGUCGUCGCCGAGGGUUGGGUGAGCCCCCGCGACUUUCUGAUCGGCCUUGCCAUCCAGCAGAGCUUCCCAGGACCCAACUUCAACUUUGCCGUCUACUUGGGCGCCCUGACGGCCGUCAACGGGGGCUAUCCAUCGGUUGUCGGCGCCGCAAUCGGGUUCUUGGGUAUCUUCAUCCCAGGUUUGACCAUUGUCCAUGGAACUAUGGGCAUAUGGAGCGCGAUCCGGGGCAUCAGGUGGGUCAAGUCGAUGAUCAGGGGCGUCAACGCCGCUGCUGUCGGAUUGGUCUACACUGCGGUCUACCGCCUGUGGCAGAUUGGUUACAUCGAUCAGGGUUUCCAACAGGGCACGAACCUCGGUCAAGAGGCCUGGUGGGUGGUCGUGACGGCGUCCAGUUUUGUCUUUGGCUACUCGUUUGGCGUGGACCCUCCGAUCGUUAUCAUCAUGGGAGCGUUGUUGGGUCUGGUGUGGUACGGCGUUGUGAACGCUUGA
Molecule: messenger RNA, 1518 nt
Organism: Pyricularia pennisetigena
Lineage: Eukaryota; Fungi; Ascomycota; Sordariomycetes; Magnaporthales; Pyriculariaceae
Exons: 4
Coding region: 1-1518 (505 amino acids)
Biological process (GO): chromate transport
Molecular function (GO): chromate transmembrane transporter activity
Source: RefSeq, a predicted model, not a curated record